Menidia menidia (Atlantic silverside) is the source of this 1326-nucleotide messenger RNA. The record is from the annotation of a GenBank genome assembly. Lineage: Eukaryota; Metazoa; Chordata; Actinopteri; Atheriniformes; Atherinopsidae.
AAGAGGGAAGAGAUUUUGUAAAGAGGAGGAAACGUCUGUUGACAGCAGAAAUCCUGUCCAGGCCAGUGGCCCUUUUUAGAUAUUUUUUUGUUUUUUAUCGAGCCUAUUCUGCAUGGCAUUGUGGUAUUUCACCUUUGCAUGAGCUCUCGAGGCAUGGAAUAUGGCAACGACUGACACGCAGCUAAUGUUAAGCGUCGGUUUAAUCGAAAAAGACGUUAAUAAAGACACAUUGUGGGUGUGGUGUUAUCCAUCUGUGGGUUCUGAGCUGAGGAAAGUCCUACUCAGUAAGUGCUGCCUGACGCUGGAUGGCCGGGACUUCCACACCUUUGUGUUUGGUCAGUUCUCUCGUACUUGGUACUACAUCACCACAGUUGAGGUUCAGGAACCAACAGCUCUGAACAAGGUCACUCAUUUUUCAAUAGUUGUAACGGCAAGAGACUUCAACCCUGAGAAGUAUGCUGCGCUUAGCCGAAUACUCUGCAGGAUGUACGUCAAACACGGCAGUCCAGUGAUGAUGAUGGAGGCCUACAUCACCGUCCUCACCAAGGGGAUUUGUCAGAGCGACGAAAACGGUUCCUUCCUCAUUAAGGACUAUGACGUUCGGAAGGCGUACCUGGCCGGUUCCAUCAAAGAUGUGGUGUCUCAGUUUGGCAUGGAGACCAUCAUCCUCUACACGGCCCUGAUGCUGAAGAGGAGGAUCGUUGUCCAUCACCCUCGGGUUGAAGCGCUGUUGGAGUUUACGAGAGUUCUGCCGGCUCUGACGUGGCACAGGAAAGACUGGUCCGUCCUGCACCCGUACGAGCACCUGACCGAUGCUGAGCUGGAGGACCUGAAGAAGUGCCCCGGAUACAUCGCGGGAUUUGUAGAUCCAGAGGUGAGCAACAGAUCGGACUUGUUUGAUGUGUUUGUGAACCUCCCGGAGGGCGUCAUCACAGUGUCCCCGAGUGCCAAAGAGGCCAUGGCCAUGGGGAAGCUGCACAAAGACAUCGGGCAACUUAUCGUCCACUCCGCCGAGGAUCCCGAGAGGUCCGACAGCCAGGUGAUUAAGGACAUUUCUGUCAAGACAAAAGAGGUCCUCACCAACCUGGUGGCUCUGGCCCACGAGUGCGAAGGCUCCAAAAUCACUCUGGAGGCAUUAAAGCAGCGUCAUUUCCCCACAGCCACAGAGAACUUCCUCUUUCAUUUGGCGGCUGCCGAGCAGCUCUUACGGAUAUGAAGGUGCUCUGGGAGCUGCUGGGUGAGGUUACUGCCAGCAGCCUGGGGCCCCGGCUGCUCUGUGUGCUGGGAGGAGUACCGCCCUCUGAAAGGCGCCUACUCACAGAAGCC